Telopea speciosissima is the source of this 3306-nucleotide messenger RNA. Its product is annotated as putative disease resistance protein At4g10780. Gene Ontology annotation, molecular function: protein binding; ADP binding. Bases 1 to 3306 code for a protein of 1101 amino acids. The record is from RefSeq and is a predicted model, not a curated record. The transcript has 4 exons. Lineage: Eukaryota; Viridiplantae; Streptophyta; Magnoliopsida; Proteales; Proteaceae.
AUGCCAGUUCUGGCGGCCGCAUUAUCAGCUGUUGGUGGACUAAUUAGUGUUGUGACUCCUCCCUUUCUGCGACAUCUUGGUUUUCUUGUUCAUUACAAAACAAAAAUCAAUGAGCUUAGAAACCAAAUGGAAAGACUUGAAAAACUGAGAAUAGAUGUUGGGCAGUGUGUGGAUGUCGCUCGAAGCCGAGGACAAGUGAUCAAACAAGUGGUAAGUAGUUGGUUAGAUACAAUUGAUGCCACACAGAGAGAGGUGAUUGUGUUGUAUGCCGCAGUUGAAGAGAACAAGGGAUGCUGCCUCCAAUACGACUGCGGCCGUGCUCGUUAUCGUGUGGGAAAAGAAGCAAAAAGGAAGACCGAUGUAGUCAUUAAUCUCCAAAGGGAAGGAAGCCAAUUUGAUAGCUCUGUGUCAAUUCCUCCUCCACCUCCUCCUGGCAUAGAAUCCAUGCCAAUGCUUAAUUUCCAAGCUUUUGAGCCCACCAAGUUGGCAAAGGAGCAAAUUAUGGAGGCAUUGGGGGACAAGAAACUCAACUUCAUCGGAGUUUAUGGGAUGGGCGGGGUCGGCAAGACGACCUUGAUGAAUGAAUUGGCAACGAAACUGAAAAACAAAAGGUUCUUUGAUCGGAUUGUGAUGAUAACCGUGAGUCAAAACAUUAUUUUCAAGAAGAUAUUGCAGAUAACUUGGGGUUCAAAUUCGAGGAAGCAGAUGAAUCAAGGCGGCGACAUAAUUCGCAACGAUGGAAGAGGAGGAUACAAUUGCAGCGUCAUUAUCACAACGAGAUUCUUACAAGUGUGUGAUGGAAUGAAUACCCAAUACAAUGUUGAACUGAAGGAGUUACCCGAAGCAGAUGCAUGGGAGCUAUUUAGAAUGAGCGCAGGGGGUGAUCGUGUAGACUCCUCAGAGCUGUAUGAGGUAGCCAGGGAAGUUGUUAAAGCAUGUGGGGGUUUGCCAGUGGCACUUGUUACAGUUGGAAAAGCACUAAGAAAUAGGGACCGGAUCGUAUGGGUUGAUGCAGUCACCCAACUAAAGAAAUCAAUGCCAUCGAGAAUUCAAGGUAUGGAACAAAGAGUAUUUUCCUCCAUAAAAUUGAGUUUUGAUUAUCUUGAAAGCGAGGAAACACGACGUUGCUUUUUGUUUUGUUGUUUAUUUCCUGAAGACUUCAUUAUUUCUGAGGAUGAUUUGCUUCCUUGUGUGUGGGCUGAGGAUAUAUUUGAAGCAAUUGAAAACAUGAACGAAGCCAGAAAUAGGUUGCAUGCGGUGCUGGACACACUUAAGCGGUCAAGUUUGUUGUUAACUAUUGAUGGAAGAAAUGGAUGUGUUAGGAUGCAUGACAUAAUACGAGAUGUGGCAAUUUGGAUUGCAUCACAGCAAAGCCAUCAUGGCUUUGUUGUAAAAGCUGGAAGUGGACUUGAGGAGUGGCCAAAUAUGGAGAACUACCUGAGAAAUUGCAAGCGACUCUCGCUAAUGCAAAAUGAAAUCAGUAAGUUCCCCGAAAAGAUGGGUUAUUGCUCCCAACUUCUAACCUUAUUAUUACGAGAUAAUCAAUCUCUGAGGGAAAUCCCUGAUGGAUGUUUUGAGGGUAUGAUAUCACUCAAAGUUCUAGAUCUCCGAAACACAAAUAUUGUUUCAAUACCAUCGUCAUUCUCAUGGUUAACGGAGCAGCUUCGAGUGUUACAUCUAAAUAUAGUUGAGUCUUCUUUAGAUUUGUCAGUGCUUGGGAACAUGAAGAAACUUGAAAUUCUCAACCUAAGUGGCUCCCACGAAUUAAGGAUUUUGCCACAAGAAAUAGGGGGAUUGACAAAUCUAAAGUCCUUGGAUUUGUCAAGAAACUCUAGGUUGAUUAUUCCCCCAAAGGUUCUGUCGAGAUUAUCUCGCUUAGAAGAACUCUACGUAUUGGAAAGCUUUGAUGAUUGGGAGGCUUAUGAAGGAUCAAAAACAGAUGGUAGUAGUAGUAGUAGUAGUUGGAGUAGUAAGGCUUGUUUGUCUAAGGUGGCAUCCUUGGCUCGUUUGACAAGGCUUGAAUUAAUUGUAUCAAACAUAGAAUGCCUCAGUUCCAACAACACCAUCUCAUUGUGUGCACAAAACUUGACCCGUUUUUAUAUUGGAUGCCCAUUCAAUCCAACGCGGAAGAAAUUAGGGAGGGGAUAUGACAUCCCCACCGUAGGUAAUUAUGAAGCUACAAUGUUAUUUUGGGAAAUAAAAAUCCCUAAUGAACUUUCCAAUUGGGCUAAGGUGUUGUUGGGACGAACAGAGCGUCUAAUUCUCGAUGAGUGCCAUGGUCCAAAGACCAUUUAUCCACAACUUGGUGGAGAGGGAAGUGGUCUAAACAACUUAGGAUAUCUCCAAAUUGAAAAUUGCGAGGAUCUGGAACAUAUUUUGAUUGCUGAUCAUCAUCAUCAUGUAGAAGAAGGGAUCUCGGCCCCUCUACUCGCAUUCAACAGGUUGGAAGAAUUAAAGUUACAUUACUUAAGGGACUUGAAGGAAGUCUGUCAUGGACCUUUUCUAAAGGGGACCCUGGAGAACCUAACGAUCCUAGAGAUUUACAAAUGUCACAAUUUAAAGCACAUCUUUCAGAUGAGUAUGGCUCAGGGUCUUCCAAAAUUAGAAGAUAUUACAAUUGGUGAUUGCAAUGAUUUAGAGGAUAUAUUUAUGAAGAAUGAGGGAGAAGACGAGGAGGAAGGGGUGGUGGUGGUGGUGGUGGUGGUGCUUCCACGAUUAAGGAUGCUUGAAUUGUGUUCAUUGCCAAACUUCUCAACAGUAUGCCCCCACCACCGCCCCCGCCGAGGGGUAAUAUCACUCCAUGAUGAUGAUUCAAUAAAAAUCCCUGUCUUAGAAAGCUUGUACAUUUACAAUUGCCCCAAUUUGAGAAGGAUCCCUAUAAGUCCAAGUCCGGAGAGUACACCAAGACUAAGGAGGAUCUACGUAGAAGAAACAUGGUUCAAUCAUCAGUUGGAGUGGGGUGAACCAAGUGACAAACUGCACCUUCAACGGCGAGUUCAGGUGGAGUUGAACAAUGUCUCUGAGUUGACAAAUAUGCUUACAGAAGUAGAAAGGACACUUAAGAAGAUCAAGGUAGUUGCUCUUGUCACUGAGAAGAGUUCUCAGUCUUUUAAGAGUAGGAAGAAGGCGGCGGCUAAGAAAGGAAAGUCUAAGAGCAAGUAUUUCAUUAAUAAUGAUUUGAUCAUUAGUUAUGGUGGCAAAUUUGUUGCUUCUGGUUAUAGAAUGAAUGGUUUGUAUUUCCUCAAAUCAAUCUUAAAUGUAUCCAGUAAUUCCAAUAUAACUAUUAGUUUUACGAAACAAAAGUGA